This is a messenger RNA of Kuraishia capsulata CBS 1993, 3798 nucleotides long. RefSeq lists its product as uncharacterized. The transcript has 2 exons. Gene Ontology annotation, cellular component: Sin3-type complex; chromatin. NCBI's taxonomy places the organism in Eukaryota, Fungi, Ascomycota, Pichiomycetes, Pichiales, Pichiaceae. Gene Ontology annotation, biological process: negative regulation of transcription by RNA polymerase II. The record is from RefSeq and is a predicted model, not a curated record. Gene Ontology annotation, molecular function: transcription corepressor activity. Bases 1 to 3798 code for a protein of 1265 amino acids.
AUGGUUCCUGGAGCGGCCCAGCAGCCUCCACCGCCACAGACCGGUGCCGGGGCACUCCCCCAGUAUAGGCCUUUGAACGUGAAGGAUGCGCUAUCUUAUCUCGAUCAGGUGAAGGUUCAGUUUCAACAUCAAACUGACGUGUAUAAUCACUUCCUGGAUAUUAUGAAGGAUUUCAAGUGUCAAAACAUCGAUACUCCAGGCGUUAUCGACCGAGUUUCGACUCUUUUCAGGGGUCAUCCCAAUCUUAUUCAAGGCUUCAACACGUUUUUGCCUCCUGGCUACAGAAUCGAGUGUUCUCUGGAUCCCUCCGAUCCCAAUCCAAUCAGAGUGACCACGCCCAUGGGCACCACGACGAGACACGAUUCAGGAGCUUUGGAUGGACUAAGUUAUGAGCAGAAAUGGGGAUCACUGGCUCAACAAUCUCAGUCCCAACAGCAACAGCAGCAGCAACAACAACAGGCUCCUCCCCCUUCCCAACUGGAUUACCGCCAAUACGCCGAGGCACAACAACACCAGCAGCCUCCAAUGCACCACGUGAACGGCAACUUGCAACAGCAUGCUUCAGAGGAGAUGCAGCCUGUUGGAGACAGCUCUCCUGUUGAGUUCAACCACGCGAUAACGUAUGUGAACAAGAUCAAAACGCGAUUUUCAAACGAGCCAGACAUCUAUAAGAACUUCUUGGAAAAUUUGCAGAUGUAUCAGAAGGGUCUGAAGCCUAUAAAUGAGGUCUACCAGCAGGUUAUUGUGCUGUUUCAAAAUGCCCCUGAUCUGUUAGACGAUUUCAAACAGUUUCUACCCGAUACAUCCGCGCAACAGAUGGAGUUCCAGCCAGCUCAGCAGAUGGAGUAUUACGAUAAGAGCCACUAUGGAAAGGUUCAGUUGCCUCCUGUGGGAAACUUCCCCACACCUGCCGUUAUUCAAGGUAAAGAGAAGAAGAAGAAGUCUAUUUCCGUUGGCUAUGAUCAGCAACAGCAGGCGUUCCCAGAGCCUCCUGUUUCUAGCGUUCGUGGUUCUCCAAAAAGACGCUCCAGAGAUGUAUCCGACAGCCCAUCAAUGUUGCCUGGUGUUCCUGAACCGGUAAGACCUUCCACAAAAGGGUCGUCCCUUUCUGAGGAAGUUUCGUUUUUCGACAAGGUCAAGAGGGCCAUUUCGAACAAACAAACCUACAACGAGUUCCUGAAAAUGAUCAACUUGUAUUCUCAUGAUAUCAUUGAUAAGGAGACGUUAAUCGAGAGGGUUGAUGGCUUCAUUGGCCAGUACAGAGACCUAUUCGAAUGGUUCAAACAGUUUGUCGGGUAUGAGGACAAGCCAUUGCACAUUGAAAAUAUCACUUUCAAGAAGCACCAGAUGGAUCUCUCUCUUUGCAAAUCGUGUGGUCCAAGUUAUAGGUUACUUCCAAAGGCUGAGACAUAUAUGCCUUGUUCUGGAAGAGAUGAAAUGUGUUGGGAGGUGUUAAACGAUGAAUGGGUUGGCCAUCCAACAUGGGCUUCGGAAGACUCUGGAUUUGUUGCACACAAGAAGAACCAAUAUGAGGAGAUUCUUUUCCGUAUUGAAGAAGAAAGGCACGAAUAUGACUUCUACAUGGAGGCUAAUCUGAGAACCAUCCAGACUCUAGAGACCAUUGCCAACAGAAUUGCCAACAUGACCCCAGAGGAGAAGAUGAGUUUCAAACUACCACCUGGCUUGAAUCAUAACUCUGUGACUAUCUACAAAAAGGUGAUCAGAAAGAUCUACGAUAAGACCAGUGGUUUUGAAGUCAUUGAUGCUCUUCAUGACAACCCUGCCAUUGCCGUUCCUAUUGUGUUGAAACGUCUCAAGCAGAAAGACGAAGAGUGGAAGAGAUCCCACAGGGAAUGGAACAAGGUCUGGAGAGAAAUGGAACAAAAGGUGUUUUAUAAAUCUCUCGACCAUCUUGGACUCACAUUCAAGCAAACGGAUAAGAAACUUCUGACCUCGAAACAAUUGGUCAGUGAAAUCAGUACUAUCAAGAUGGAGCAGACUCAGAAGAGGCUCAAUCCGUACACCGCAAAGCCAAAAGAGCAACUGAAUUACAAAUUUGAAGAUUUUGAUGUCAUGAUGGACAUCUUGAAGUUGGUGAUCGUUUUCUUGCGUCAUUCUUCGACCUAUUCUGCUAAUGAUAAGGAAAGAUUGGAGACAUUUCUCAAAGACUUCUACGUCUCCUUCUUUGCGUUGUCUCCUGAGUUCAUUGAAUCGGAGAUCAGUCAGAGAAUCACUAAAGAAGAGGAUGAAGCUUUAGAAUCCGAGGAAUCUGGCGCUCAAACUGCUUCUGUCACUUUGUCUCAAUCUAAAAAACGCAGUCGUUAUGGUGAUCUUUUGAAGGACGUCCUUAGGAAGAAUAAGAGCUUAAAGACCAUGAAGUCUGAUGAUGGAUCUGAUGACUCCAUUCCCGGUUCCCCUGUCCCAGAAGGCGACGUCAAUGGUGAUGUUCCUGCUGAAGUUGAAGAGGCGUCCAAGACCUGGGUGAACACUAUUGGCUCUGAAAAGGCUCUCAGUGCUGCCCCAGCAAAGAGGUCGGAAUUUAACUUCUUCUCUAAUACUCCGCUGUACGUUUUCUUCAGAUACUUGCAGGCUCUGUACGAGAGACUGUAUGAAAUCAAGCUCAUGAAUGAUGAGGUUGAUAACGAGAUCAAGUCGAGAAAAGAGGUGCAAUUUGCUAAAGAUUUGGACCUGAUAUCCCAUAACCUCGAAGAUAUGGGAAUCAACUUCACCGGUUCUGAUUCUUACGCCCAAGUUUUGGAGUUUUCUGAAAGACUUAUAGAAGGUGAGCUGGAACAUCAAUGGUUUGAAGAAACUUUGAGACAAGGCUACAGAAACAAAGCCUUCAAGCUGUUCACUGUGGACAAGGUUGUUGCUGGAAUUGUGAAGCACAUGCAUUCGAUUGUCACUGACCACAGAACAUCAGAAAUGAUAGACCUGAUGGUGGACGAUCGUCACAAACGCUCGACCACGGCCAAGGAACAAAUCUUGUAUCGUAUGCAGGUGAGAUCGCUGAUGGGCCCUGAAGAAAACAUGUUCAACAUACUUUUCAAUGAAACCAAGAAUACUGUUGAUGUUUCCUUCGUUGCCGUUUCUGACUUGACUCUGAGGAACAACAAGUCCUUGGAGGAUGAGUGGAACUACUAUCUCACCACGUACUCCAUGUCACAUCCUACGGAGGGUAUUCCUACCUCGAAGAUCUCGAUUCCAUUCUUGCGCAACUCUAUUGACGAAGACGAUGAUGACACCACAGAAUAUGAAGGUGUUUCGGAUUCAAAGCUAAAGGUGAAGGUUGACUUGAACACUUAUAAGCUCUUCUUUGAGCCCAAGGGAUAUGAUGAGUUCACUAGAAAGAGUGUGUAUGCAGCUGAAUUGGGUAAGUUCAAAUCCCAAGUCCAAAGGCUCGAUGCUUUAAAGGCUGCUCUGGACGGUGAAAGCGGCUGGAAGAAAGACCUUGAGGAAGAGGAACAGCACAAGUUCCAAGAGAAGUUUGAUUUGCUGGCAACAAAAGGCGGUGAUGAGUACUCGGCUUUUUCAACCGAACCAGAACCUAAACCUGAGGAGGUUUUGCCGGAGGAGCCCGUUACUGAGACUGCGGAAACAACCUCAUUGGCCGAAGCCAAACCGGAAGAGGCUGCUGUCCAUUCUCACCAUCCUGCUGAUAUUACUGUUGAUGGUGACUCAACUAUGCCUCAAGAUGACACUUUGGAGAAGGUUGACGUCGAGAUUCGUCCUGAUGAUAAGCCUUCGCUCGAAGACGUUUCCAUGGGGGAUGCUGAUGAAGUAGCUCCCGCAGCUUAG